CUCUCAGAACCCAGAGAGAACAACCACCAAAAACUAACAGCACACACAAACACUUCCCUCCCUCAAGAUUUGAAAGUAUCCUGUCCCCUGAUUGGUCCUCUGGUCAGGUGACAGCAAGGCUCACUGAACUUGUUAACCCUUUACAGUCAAAAGAGACAUGAAGUACUCCUGUUCUAUUAACCCGUAACUAUCUGUUUAUGACAACCCCAAACUACGUAUUUCAGUGAAUAAAUAUAUCAAUCUAGCUAAAUUUCAAAAGCAAGUGUUGCUUCAAAGUGAAAAGUGCAAAUGGUUCCUUUGGAAUAUGUCCAAGAAACACUUCCACUUCUCUGAAUUUUUUUUCAUCUGAAACUAUUUGGCAAAUUCAAUCUGAAUAUGUGACGUUUUAGUCGACCCCAAACUACAUAUUUCAGUGAAUAAACCGUAUCUCCAAAUGAUGUCACUCAGCUGUGCUGGCUAGCACAAGAAAUACACAGCUCUAGACAAAACAGCCAGCACACCUACAUGCAAUACCCUGGCUUGGGUUCCUCACUGCUAGGGAAUGUGCAAUGCUUUGGCUUUGGACAGACUUCCGUGGGGUGCCCCAUAUCCUUUCCCCGCAGCUCGCGGCUUUUCUUCCAAAUCAAGGUGGUUUUCCCACUCAGCUAGCUUUCUCUGACUUUGUCUGGUCCACAGUUAAACAGGAAUCUCCUCCCAGCUAUCAAAGCAUGCCCAUCUCCUCCCCUCUCAUUCCGGUCUUUGCCUGGCUUCUGCCUGAAGUUUCCUGCUUCUGUGAGUCUUCUCUCCAGUUAAUGUGUCCCCAUCCCAGCACCUGGUGUCUCUGCUUCUCCCUGGUUGAUUUUUUUGCUUCCCCCUGCUGGCACAGGAACCGGAGGGGUGGACCCUGCCAAUCUCAGAGAACCCAAUUUCCAAGGUGUGUCUGCCUGAAUGGGUGACCAUUUAAGGUCUAACAAAUGAACAUUCUCCCUAGUUUUGCUGACCCAUCCCUCCCCGGUCAAGAAAACGUUGGGCUCCACAUGAAGGCUCCAUAGCCCAACAAUUUCAUAAUACCGACUUUACACAAUCAGCUGGAAUUCCCGAGAUGGAUGGGGCAGAUCCCCAAAUCGUCACUGGAGUGAUGCCAAGAGAAGAGCGACAGAGCCAAAAAAACAGAGUUGAAAAUGACACUUAAACCUAAACCCCACUAUAAACUCAAUCCCAACUCCCACGAUACCCUUAACCUUAACCUCAUAAUAACCUUAACCCCAAGCCCCAUGAUAUCCUUCACCUUAACCCCGCAAUACACUUAAUCCCACGAUAACCGUAACCUUCAAAGCCAUGAUAUCCUUCAUGUUAACCCCAUGAUACUCUUUACCCCAUGAUAACCUUAGCCCCAAUCCGCACAAUAUCCUUAACCCUAAAUCCAUGAUAUCCUCUACCCCAUGAUAACCACAUCCCUCACCUAGGCACUGUCCUUGUCACUCUCUUCUGAGCACACUCAGUUGGCAAUAACAGAGGGGAAGUGAAAAUCACCACCCAGUGACCUGGGCCAUCACACUUUUUCGUUUGGUUUUCUAGCACGCCCGUACUGGGGUGACACCAGGCAGAGCAGAAUGAAAGCAGUCACAACCUGUUCAGCAUGUUAAAUUUAGCAGCUGUUAUUUCUUUGCUUAGGUUCCCAGAAAAUCAGUCUCCGUUAUUCUCUAUAGAUCUAGGGAGGGACACACAGAUGCCCAUAAAAACCUGCCCCGGCACUUACAUUGCCCAGUCGGGCUUUGGUUGGAGCACUGGAGGCAGCUGCAUGCAGCCAAGACAGGCCUGGGGAAGGCUGAACCAUGGAAUGUCUCUGUUCCCCAGUGGCCCUAGCACUGCUGGCGAUGACCCUGCUGCAGGCUCUUUCCCCCAGUCUGCCUAUCGUGUGAACCUCGGGGAGCACCAGCAGUCCAAUCCCUCCCCAAGCUGGGUCUCGUCCACUGUGCGCCAGAUCCUUGUCCACCCCGAUUACAACAGGGGGACCCGUGCAGCUGACAUUGCCCUAGUGCAGCUGGCAGAGCCAGUACGACACACCGACAAAAUCCUCCCUGUCUGCUUGCCUGGCCCCUCCGACUCCGUCCCUGACAAUCACAUGUGCUCUGUCACUGGUUGGGGGAGAAUAGACUCUGAGGUCUCUCUCCCACCCCCCAAGAUGCUGCAGGAGGUUCAGGUCCAGCUGAUCGACACUGCAGCCUGCAACGCCCUCUACAACAUCAACACGGCCUCGAACAUCGGCAGGGACCCCAUCAAACCCGACAUGAUCUGUGCCGGCUACGCCGAAGGGCAGAGGGACUCCUGCCAGGGGCCAGUUUGUGAAGUUGUCCAUAGCGACCAGCCAACAUUUGCUUCUAGAUUCUGUCUCCAGCAAAGCCUCAACCAUGUCAGCAGCAACGGGCCCCAUCAGUGCCCCUAACAAGUUACCGCCGCGUCCUGGCGCUGGCUGUCUUAGGUGAGCUCUUUUUCACAAGCAGCAUCACGUUUCCUGCCUCUGAUUUCUACAUCCACCCAGCAGAAAUUUGCCCUUCGCUUGGCUAAGGUUUUUGCAACCCUCAAGUGUCCAGUAAUUUUAAGAUCAUGACAUAACCCUUUUCAGAGUGUCCUUUUCCAGUGUCUCUGGAACAACCAGCUGAUCCCUGGACUCAUCACUUGCUGGCGCUUCACUCCCAUCACCAGAUGGCAGCAGAAAGCUCCUUCCUCAGCACAAGGCCGGAUAAAAGAUUUCAGAUGACACUUUUUUUUCAGCUGUGAGCUGUUUUGGCAGGAGGAAAGAAAUCCCACAGAUUGCAAAAUGUUUUGAUGAUCAAUUUUACGAAAGAAAAAGCACUAGGGGGCUCUGGGACACCCCCAUGCUAGACCCCAUGCCCCACCCAAAGCUGAGGACAGAACCCAGGAGUCCUAGCCCCCGCUCCUCUCCCAGAGCCAGGUACAGAACCCAGGAGUCCUGGCUCCCAGCCUCCCCUGCUCUGACCCACCAGCCCCCACUACCCUCCCAGAGCUGGAGAGAGAACCUAGGUAUCCUGGCUCCCAGCCCCGCCCCCCCCCCAAGAAGUGGCUAUUAACAGCCUUCCCUCUGGCUACACCUCUCCCACCCCUGGGAGCCGAUCUCCUGCGGGGCAGCGCCCGGCUGCGGGGCAGGAGGAAACAGAAACCAGCAGAGGUUUUACUUUCAGUUCUGCUGGAGAAAAUGCUGAGGAGACAGAGUAAGCUGUGGGGCAGGUCAUGGAGGGAGAGUGGGGAACUACCAUCCCCGGGGGGGGCAGGAUCUCCCCCUCCAGUCGAUUUCCCCCUCCGGGGCAGAUUUGCCCCCUCUCCAGGCUACCCCCGCCCCCAGAUGUCUGUGACUCUCUCUCGGUGGGAGGCUGCUCUGGUUCCCCCUUAGCUUGGAACACGCACCAGCACCAGCAACCAGGCCAGCUGGGAGCCCAGCCCCUCCCCACAAGGCCAGCCCCAUGUGUGCCCUGAGGCUGGACAGCUCGGAGAUGGGGGGUGAUCUGGGCCAGCCCCCGGCUGGGUAAGGACACAGGACAAUGGAGGCCCCAGUCCCAGGAGGCCUUUGGGGCGGGGGGGCUGGAAGCUCCUUCACUGGAUGGUUUAAGAAGGAGGCUGCGAAACCAUCUGUCCUGAGUGGUUCAGACACAACAAAUCCUGCAUCUUGGCAGGGGCUGGGACUGGCUGACCCUGGGGUCCCCCUGACCCUGUGGCUCUCUGCUGAGAAGCCCCCUGCACUUCUGACCCGGGGCCCUUGUCUCUCCUCCCCUCCACCGCGAGGACCAGAGAUUUGCAGUCAAAUCCACAGCAGAGUGUUUACACCCGUUUCCCCAUUUUGGGCCCCGGGUGGUUUCUCUGACUUCUGAGCUGUUUCCCUUUGGAGGAGAAAUUGGGGCGAGGAGCCAGGCCUGCUUUUUGCU
Molecule: messenger RNA, 3920 nt
Organism: Gopherus flavomarginatus (Mexican gopher tortoise)
Lineage: Eukaryota; Metazoa; Chordata; Testudines; Testudinidae
Product: serine protease 27-like
Exons: 4
Coding region: 1619-2425 (268 amino acids)
Biological process (GO): proteolysis
Molecular function (GO): serine-type endopeptidase activity
Source: RefSeq, a predicted model, not a curated record